GGGCCGCCCACGGCGCCGCUCCGGAGACUUCGGCCGUCUAGGCCCGGGCUUCUGGGGCCCCUCCCGAUGAGCACUGACUGUCCGCGCGGCCGGGACGCCCUGGGACACUGCACCGAGCGGGGCACGGCUCAAGAUAUACUUCCGAUCUUCAAACUAAAUAGAAGUUCCCAGGGAAGAAUGAAGGAUGAAACUCUACAUAUAGUAGCUACUCAAUAAAACUUUACCAAAGAAGAGAAAGAAUUCCAUGAAGACUCCAUUAACAUAAAUAAUGGUGUUUGAUUAUACAAAUUCUCUUUGAGAAGGCACUUGCAGCUAACCAAAAUGAGUGACAUUGAACAGGCAGAAGCCCAGCUGUCUGAGUUAGACCUGUUGGCCAGUAUGUUCCCAGGUGAGAAUGAGCUCAUAGUGAAUGACCAGCUGGCUUUAGCAGAACUAAAAGAUUGUAUUGAAAAGAGAACAACAGAAGGACGAUCUUCAAAAGUUUACUUUACUAUCAAUGUGAACCCGGAUGUAUCUGAGGAAGCAAUGAGGAUGUUUUCUCUGGCCUGUAUUCUUCCCUUUAAAUACCCUGCGGUUCUUCCUGAAAUUACUGUCAGAUCAGUAUUAUUAAGUAGAUCCCAGCAGACUCAGUUAAACACAGAUCUGACCGCAUACCUGCAAAAGAAUUGUCUUGGAGAUGUCUGUAUAUUGAAUGCCACAGAGUGGGUGAGAGAACACGCCAGUGACUACGUCAGCAGAAAUGCCACACCUGCUGCUGGAAGUGCAGUACAGUCAGAAGAUCUCAUUCUCACAAGACUCUGGAUCUAUAGCCAUCACAUCUACAACAAGUGCAAAAGAAAGAAUAUUCUAGAGUGGUCAAAGGAGCUUUCCCUGUCUGGGUUUAGCAUGCCUGGGAAACCUGGUGUUGUUUGUGUAGAAGGCCCACAAAGUGCCUGUGAAGAAUUCUGGUCAAGACUCAGGAAACUAAACUGGAAGAGGAUUUUAAUUCGGCAUCGAGAAGACAUUCCUUUGGAUGGGACAGAUGAUGAAAUGGAAAGUCGAAGAAAAUUUUCAAAUUUUGAAGAAAAAGUGUUCAGUGUUAAUGGAGCCAGAGGAAACCACAUGGACUUUGGUCAGCUGUAUCAAUUUUUAAAUGCCAACGGAUGUGGGGAUGUUUUUCAGAUGUUUUUUGGUGUGGAAGGACAAUGACUGAGCAGAGUAGUGACAAGCAUUUUUUUCUGUUGGCCUUUCAACUUUUUUCUCACUUUCUUGAACGAUUCACUAGUUUUACUUUUGUCCCAUCGUAGAAUGUAAAUCAGUAUCUUUGCAAGAAUUGUAUCUUCAAGAAAAGCAUGUUAAAAAUGUCGUCAUUGAAAGCAGAACUGAGUUUUAAAUUAUAAUCCUAAAAUCGUAAGUAGACAUUUCUUGACAUAACAACUACCCAUUUUGAAAGAAAAAAUUGAUUAUAGUUGAGGAAGAUAAUGGUUGUCCAACUUCCCAAUUCUCUUCCCCCCUUAUCUACCUUCAGUAAAGAUCUUGGAAAAGCUAAGUGCACACUCUCCCUGCCUCUCUUGCAACUUGGGUGGCCACAGGACAUGCCUUUGGCUGAGGGACUUCUGGGUAAACGUUUGCUUUCCUGAUUAAAAUGAUAGCUGCAGUUUGGGCACUGUUUCCCUCUUUCAGUUACAAACACCAAAGUGCCAGCUGGAGUAGGCCUUCAACCACAAGGGCAGGAGGGACCAAGAAAACCACAGAAGUGCCAGUUUCCAUGUUGCUGUACUGUUCAUCCAACACCAGCCCAAGCCUAUUUCUAGACAGCUUAUUAUGAAAUCAACUCCAUGUUAUUUAGAUUUCUGUGCCUGUUGCUAGCAACUGAAAACUAAUAUACUAAAUAGUUUUUUUCUCAAAGCUUCUGUUUUACGUCUACCCCAGCCAUUUGUUACACAAAGAGGUGAAGGUUUUCUGAAAAUUUGCAGUUCAUCUCUAUUUUUGUAUACUUAUGCUCUGUUCCUGCUUCUGGGCUCACCUCACAGAAGGCUGAAGUCUGAGCACAGCUUAAACUUUUUAACAGAUCUUAACAGAUCAUCAGAUCAAUAAUUUAGCAAUCAGGUUGAUACCAUGUGUUUGGAUAGUCCUUGAAGAGUCAGACUUGGUUAUGGGAAUGAGAUGCAGGGAGACACAAUGAAAUGUUUACUUAGAACCACGUGAAGGCAAUCUGUGGGUUCGUCACUAAGGAUGGUAUUUAUUAGGUAAUAGCAUGUAGAAAUCAGAAGUAGAAUGACCAAGGAAAUGUGGAUUGAUCUUAACUAUAAAGGUAGCUAAGCACAGGUAAGAAUGAGGAUGGUAUUUAUAGCAGUGUCUUCGAUGUGAAUUUUAGCUACUUCCUCAGAUUCCAUCUCUGCUGCCCACCUCAUCACCUUGUCAGUACCCUAGAAAUGCCAAUCCUUCCUCCAUAUGGAUCAGCUGUUCAUCUAGAGAUUAUUGUUACUCCUACUCCUUACAGCAGCUACUAUAUAAGAAAGGAAAGAAAGAAGACAUUGGGGAAUCAGAACUUAGAAGUUUGGGGGAAGGUCCUAUAAAGCUGGGUGUCAGUUCAGGACAUGCCUGGCUAUUGCUGAUCUUGUGGAGGUCAAAGAAGGGACACCCUGCUGUUGGGGUACAGACUUCUGAAGAGGGAGUACCAUGGAUAAAGAGCUCAGAGGAGGGGCUCGUAGAGCUGAGACUAUGAGUAGGGUCUUGCCCGGCUGCUACUCCUUUCCCUGAGGAGUGCUAAAAGGUUGAUUCUGUGAUUGCUGGAAAAAAGAUGGAAGUCUGAAACCAACUGCUUCCUAAGCCAAUUGCUGUUGCUGAGACAAAGCUCCUCUGAUGGGAUGACACCAACGUGAGGCAAGUCCCUUCUUCCUCUCACCUCUCAGUCUCCCAGUACCCUCAUGAUGAUGCAAAUCUAAGAUGAUGUCAGUGCCUCAGUUUCAUGGAGUUGAGAUAAAAGAGUGACCAUGAAAGUAGUAACAAGAAACGUGCUUAUUUUUUCUAGUGUAAUUCUGAGAAACAAACCACUAAGUUACAAGAUUUGUGCCCUUCAAUCUUGAUUACCUUAUCACCCUCUUCUAAAAACUGCAUGUAACACUGCCUAUAUGGAAAAUGUUGUGCCCAAGAUCAGCAGACUCGGCGAGCAUAGCCUCCAAGAAUCCAAGGACAGCUGAUGCAAACGCAAAAGGGAGUUUAUUACGGGCUCGAGACCGGGCCCUCGACACGCACCGAUGCAACGGCAGAGGUCGAGAGCCCCGAAUAGAGGAAGCAGGGGUAUCUUAUUGGGUCGCGAGUGACGCGAACUUUGCAAGAAGCUGGCAAUUACUCAUUGGCUACUACAAAGGCAUUUUGGCGCGUGCGGUUAGUUUCAAACUGAUUGGACAGUUAGAGAUGCUGUCCCAUUUAUGGAUAGGACUGCCCUUAUUGGUGGCUGGGGUGGUCUGCUUUUUCGUCACCAAGUGGAGUGAGGGUUGUGACUGCUGAAACUAUCUCCGGAAUGCGGCUGGACAAGGACUAACAUAGCAAGGUGGAGGAUAUACAAAAUGGCGAAACCUCGGCUAAGCUUGGUUCCACAUUCCCCCAUUUUUUUUUUUUUUUUUUUUCUGAAAAACGGCUAGUCAGCUAAGAAAACAACAGCUACCAAGCCUUUUAUCCGUUAGUCAGUCUCAGAAUUAUGGUUAAGUUCAGCCACAUAAUGUGUUCACAGGUUUAUAGGUACAGGAAAAUUUAAAAUUGCCAUCCUUAUACAAAACACUGACUUUUUCUGGGUCAUCUCAGACCAUGACCUCUGAAAAUCAGACUCUAAACCAUCUAUCUAGUCAGCAAGAGGUAUUAUCUUCAGUAACAAAUGAGAAUUACUCUGCUCAAACAAGGGAUUUCUCUCCAGUUAGCCAGUCACAGAGUUAUUCAUUUGGUCACUAAACAUCAGCUAUUGAAUAAAACAGGUUGCUGCCCACCAGUCUUAAUACUAACCCCUUUUUAUUUUCUCCUUGCAUAAAUGAGUCUGCUGCUCCAAUUAAAACACUCUCUGUUAUCACUUGAAGGAAACCAAGGCCAACGUUAACACAUUCCUUUAGUUGUUAUCUCUGAAGCCUUCCUAAACUCUUCAGAGGUCCCCUCCUGCACUGUCCCUAAAACUGCCUAAUUACCCUAACUUGCCCUAUGUCUUAUUCCUCCCCUUCUGCGAAUGGAGCCCCUAACUGCAGUUAGGAAAAGGGGCGUCGUUCUGAUCAGUAACUGCUUCCUGCUGAAAGUGGGCGAUGAGGGGAAACAGUCAGGGCUCCACUGCAGGGCGAUGAUCUAAGGGACCUCGAAAGGACAGUGGAGGCUUCAUAGUUCGAUGGUCUCCAGGCGAGAAAUGACCUCGAUGAAGGCAUUGAGGAUGUAAGGCCCAAGCAAGAGAAAAACAAAAACAAAAGAUUUCAGUUCAAGAGUAAGUAGGUCACAAAUUUUUUUUUUUUUUUUUAACUUUAGCCAUUAACAGGUCUAGGGCUUUAGGGUUUUAUACAUACUUAAUGUUACUGCAGUUAUCAAAAUGAGGCCCUCUAAAUGUUAGUGCAUAAAAUGUUAAGUUUAAACAGAAUAAGGUAAUUUUCCAAGAUGAAGACUCAGGACAUCAAAACUUUGAUU
Messenger RNA from Talpa occidentalis (Iberian mole), 4638 nucleotides. It is a transcript of the gene RWDD2B, whose product is annotated as RWD domain containing 2B. The record is from RefSeq and is a predicted model, not a curated record. The coding region runs from base 322 to 1188 and encodes 288 amino acids. The transcript has 6 exons. Gene Ontology annotation, molecular function: protein binding. NCBI's taxonomy places the organism in Eukaryota, Metazoa, Chordata, Mammalia, Eulipotyphla, Talpidae.